Effrenium voratum is the source of this 1160-nucleotide messenger RNA. The record is from the annotation of a GenBank genome assembly. Lineage: Eukaryota; Dinophyceae; Suessiales; Symbiodiniaceae.
AUGCAGCGCAACCAGACCAGCGUAGACAGCGAAGCCGGCAGAACCAGCGUAGCCGCAGCUGCAGACAUCAAGGACAAGGCGGAUGCAGUGAAGAUGCAGGCGGAGUGCCAGACAGAACUGCCAAGGCUCAAGGACCUCGUGAAGCAGCUGGAGGGGAAGGUGGCUGCCUUGGAAGGAGAAGUGGAGUCUCUGAGAGGAGGCACAACCACGACGACCACGAAGAAGGUGGUCUCUGAGUAUGCGAAGUGGAUGGAAGGGGCAGACGUGAUGGAGGCUGAGGAGGCGCAGGUUGAGGCCGAGGUCACUCCUACCACUUCCACCACUUCCACCACCUCCACCACUUCGAGUGAGGAUCCACUCCAACAGGAGGUGAGAGAGAUGGAGAGCAAGGUGAGCAGCAGCCAGGACCUGAAGGCGCGAUUGAAGAGGGAGUUGGAGGAGUUGCCGGAGGAGAAGUUCGGCUUUGCCAAUCUCAGAGAUCGAUGUUUGGAGUUCAAAACGUCGGAGUACACCUACAAGUUGUGCUUCUUCAAGGACGCAAAGCAGUCCUUCACCAGAUUAGGAAACUGGGCUGGCGCGGAGCCCGGAAGGCAGCUGCCAACUUUGGAAACCACCAGUGUGCGCAAGUGCGGCCGACUCCAAGAUUCUCUCGUUUCAUUCCUUGCGUGCAGGCAUGUGAUCAGACGCGUGCGCCGAGAAAAAUAUGUUUGUAGGGAAUACUUGUUUGUGAGUAACAGCGUCGAGCUUUGACCUUUGAUUGACAUGCCAAACCUAUCUUGACAGGCGCAGCUGUCCUUGCCACCGACCAGACAUUUGAAAUGUGUGUAACAUUUUGGUGAGAAGGAUCAAAUCUUGCUUACUUUUUGUUUUUGACCCUUGGCCUGACCUGCAUCCUUCCAUGUUUUGCGCAGCUGGGAUAACGAGGCGCGGGUGACCUUCAGCUUGCAGAUCAUGACCGACUAUGUGGAGGGCAACUCUUCCCCGGAUGUACCCCAUGCGCCAGGCAGACCAGGUCCUGCUCAUCGCUCCAGCUGUCAACGCCCGGCCUGUGCGCGGGCGCUGGGUGCCCCGUGACGCAACAUUUCUUUUUGCCCCGCGUGCGUGCCGCUACGAAAGCGCCAAAAAAUGUCCAUGAGGGUGACUUUCUGGGUUGUCUACGG